Molecule: messenger RNA, 1551 nt
Organism: Lachancea lanzarotensis
Lineage: Eukaryota; Fungi; Ascomycota; Saccharomycetes; Saccharomycetales; Saccharomycetaceae
Gene: CET1
Product: LALA0S05e06898g1_1
Exons: 1
Coding region: 1-1551 (516 amino acids)
Biological process (GO): 7-methylguanosine mRNA capping; polynucleotide 5' dephosphorylation
Cellular component (GO): mRNA capping enzyme complex
Molecular function (GO): polynucleotide 5'-phosphatase activity
Source: RefSeq, a predicted model, not a curated record
AUGAGUACUCCAAAACCAGAAGUCAGUCGCGGUCUUUCGCUAGUAGACUUGGUCAAUCAUGAUGAAAGUCCCAAUGCGAAGCCAGAGGCCAGGAGGAGGAGCUCUCAGACUUUAAAUCCGAUUCCAGCUGAAGAAAUCAAGAAGAGACUUAGUGUAGAUGGCCUUGGAAGUGACAAUAGCACAAAUACUAAGGGCUCAAAAGCUUUGGGCAAAAAAGAAUCUGGAAACGAUGAAGAAACUGAUACGGACGAUGAUGUGGGUGGAUCUGGGGACAUUGUUUUCGAAACGGGCGAUUUCAAAUUCGACUACGAUAAGCAAGAGAGCAAUCCCGGCUCAACCGCUGCCGAAAGUGCCAACAAGCCGUCCAGACCUGACACGACUGAAAAUCCUGCUAAAGCAGAAAGUCGAGCGAAACAAAAUAAAGAAGAUGCAGCAGCAGCAGCAACAGAACCCGUUCCAAACAAUAUUGAACCUGCCAAUGGAACAAAGAAAAGUAAAGCACGGAAUGACUCUGAUAUGAAAGACAUUUUUGAAGAAAAGUCAUCGCUUCAAUCCAAGCGGAAUGCACUAAAAAAGGACUUGAAAGUCCUUAAUGAAAUAGCUUCAACUGCCAAGCCUAGCAGGUACAACAUAGCACCUGUUUGGGCUCAGAAAUGGAAACCCACUGUAAAAGCACUCGAAAGCAUUGACACCAAUAAUUUAAACAUCGAUGCUUCUUUCACAAAUAUUAUCCCGGACGAUGACUUAACAAAGUCGGUGCAGGAUUGGGUCUAUGCCACCGUAGUGUCAAUACCGCCGGACCAAAGACAAUUUAUCGAAAUGGAAAUGAAAUUUGGCAUAAUUGUGGAAGGGAGUGACACCAAUAGAGUAAGUCCGCCUGUUUCCUCCCAGACUGUUUACACGGAAAUGGAUGCACAUUUGACCCCCGACGUAGAUGAGAGGGUCUUUUUCGAGCUGAAUAAAUACAUGAAGGGCAUAUCGGAGCUGAGCGAGUAUACGGGUAAGUUCAAUAUCAUCGAGUCACACACCACCGAUUCGCUGUACCGUGUAGGAAUGUCCACUCAAAGACCACGUUUCCUCAGAAUGAGCCGAGACAUCAAAACCGGACGUGUCGGGCAAUUCAUCGAAAAACGACACGUUAGUCAAUUACUGCUUCUUUCACCGAAGGACAGCUAUGAUGUUAAGAUUUCGAUAAAUCUCGAAUUGCCCGUACCUGAGAACGAUCCUCCUGAGAAAUACAAGGACAAUACUCCAGUGAGUGUGCGUACCAAACAGCGGAUAAGUUAUAUCCAUAAUGACUCUUGUACUCGUAUGGAUAUAACAAAGGUAUCGACCCAUAACCAAGGAGUAAAACAAAGACACACAGAAGGUACUCAUGAAAUCGAACUGGAAGUCAAUACCUCUGCUUUAUUGAGCGCAUUCGAAAAUAUCACACAAAACAGCAAGGAGUAUGCUGCCAUUUUGCGAACAUUCUUGAACAACGGCACAAUCGUAAGAAGAAAACUAACAGGUUUGUCCUUGGAAAUUUUUGAGGGCCAGAAAAAGGGUUAG